Messenger RNA from Drosophila albomicans, 2005 nucleotides. Its product is annotated as charged multivesicular body protein 7. NCBI's taxonomy places the organism in Eukaryota, Metazoa, Arthropoda, Insecta, Diptera, Drosophilidae. The record is from RefSeq and is a predicted model, not a curated record. The transcript has 5 exons. Gene Ontology annotation, biological process: late endosome to vacuole transport via multivesicular body sorting pathway; vesicle budding from membrane. Gene Ontology annotation, cellular component: multivesicular body; ESCRT III complex. The coding region runs from base 445 to 1791 and encodes 448 amino acids.
UCGGGCGUUAUAUCCUUCGGCUCGAAGUACACCAAUUUUGUGAGUGUUCCUCCAAUGUCCAUGCCAAACCAUGGCAUCGCUGUAAUAAAAGAAAGCACAUAAAUUUCGUAUUCUUGCUUGCCGUUAAAUAAUGGAUAAAAAUGCAGCUGGAAACAAUAAAACAGUGAACACUCAAAUUUAACAUGAUUAAUCGAUGAAUGUGCGCAAUUCCGAUAAAUUCGUUUGGUCACAUUUGCGAAAUAAAUAAAUAAGCAAAAUCAAGUGAAAACAAAACGCUAAACAAAUAUUUUUAAUUAUGUCGUGAAUUAUUUAAAUAAAUUUGAUUGUAAUUAUUCCUAUUAUAAUAUUGGAUGUCCGCCAGCACUGCGACACUAAAGAAAAACACAUCUCGUUUCAUACUAUUUAAAUUGCGCAUUUUCUACUGGUUUUUGGAAAACUGAAACUAUGCAAACAAGUGAUAAAGAAAUGGAGAAAAAUAAUAAUCCUAGAAAAUUCGAGUUCCCACCUGUUUGGGAGGAGAACGGCAAAAUGAAGGAGUUACUCGCAGCUUUUCAUUCGCGUCAUAUAAGUCCCGGCAACUACGAUGCAAAGAUGAUAUUUUGGACUGAUCUAAUAAAAAGAUACUGCCAACAUUACGCCAAAGCAAAUUUCAGUCUGCGUGAACUGCAAUUGCAAUUCAUGCGAGGAGAGCAAAUCCCAGCCUGCCUCGACACGGUCAUAGCCGACAUGGCACAGCGAAAACAAAUUCGACUUCGGUCUGAAUACGAGUACGAUCCAGUAAAUUCGUGGAGCGGCUGGCUGGUGAAUAGUUUUGUGAAACGUCCACUAUCGCAAAGUUGGCUAAAACUAAAGCAUAGCAUUGUUGCUGAGGAUAUGGAAGCUCGAUCCCUCGUAGAAUGGAUCCAUGUCGAUGUGAUUCAGCAUCUUUGCAGUGAACUGGAGACGAAAGUAUUGCAGAAGAAUCGUGGAAAAUUGCUUCAUUUCGAGGGCUUCAAGUCCAUUUGUAAGAAUUGUGGCAUGGACAUUCACGAGAUUUGUUUGCCAUUGUGUUUAAUAACGCUGCAGGCUCGUAGACUUAUUGCCAUAGAAUUCAAGAUUGAGAGACAAACGAAAAGUAUACAUCUCAUCAAGAUACCAGCUAACGAUCAUGACAGUCCCAUUAUCAGUGAGACAGAUCAUGCAAUGCAUAAUCUGGAUAUGAUGCGUGUUGGAUUACUGAAACAGCUGGAGGAGCUAGAAGAGGAGAUUAAAGUGAAUGACACCAAAGCACGCCAAUAUGUAAAGGAAAACAAAAGACAAUUGGCCAAGACAUACCUUAGAAAAAGACGUCUGCUGGAAAAGAAUCAUGAGCGUCGCAGCAUUGCUCUGCAUAACAUUGAAACAUUACUCUCCAAUGUGGAUGAGGCACAAAACACUGGCGUUGUGCUUGAUGCUUACAAGAUUGGUUCCAAGACUUUGCAAAAUGUUCUUAAUGAAUCUGGUCUUAAAUACGAUAAUGUAGAUGAGGUGUUGGCCGAUGUGCGUGACACAAUAGAUCAGCAUAGAGAGGUGCAAGAUGUCUUGUCCAAUAGCAACGCAGACGGGGCCUUUGUGGAUGAGGAUGAUCUAGAGAAGGAACUGAAGGAACUAUUGGGCGAAAAAGAAGCUGUGCUUCCUAAUAUAUCUUUUAGUAAUAACAAUAAGCCUGAGAUAGUAAUUGAUGAUCCAGAAUUGCUUGCCAUGUUGGAUAAUUUGGAGGUAGCAGAUGAAACAAUUUCGCAUGCUAGUUUUAGGACAAAAGAGUCAGCAUAGAGUUUGUUAAAACAUAUAUUUAUAUUUUUGUGAGAUUAUGGUUGAAUUAAAAAUCUUGUAAUAUUUAUACCAAAACAAUGUUUGGUUUUGUGUUUACGUUUACGGUUUGGUUUUCAUAUUUAUAAUUGCUUUAUUCUAUAUCAUUUUGUACAAAAUGCAUUCUUAGAUUAUAAAUUGUUGCUUAAAAGCUAUGGCUAGACAAAUGUUUCCCUAA